UUGGCGUAUUUUACAAACCGGGGAAGCAGCAGCAGCCGCAAGCAGAAGCAGAAGCAGAAACCCAAGAAAUCGGCGAAAAACCCGAGGAAGUAGAGGUGACCCGGAGGGCCUCCUGGAAUGCCGCCAUGACUACCCUCCAAACCAAUAAGGAUCCCCAUCUCCGAGGUGUAUCUCCCAACCCUAGCAAGAUUCCAGUACUCUCCCAAAGAUGCCAAGAUUUUUCCUCAGUCAAGUCGCGCUCUCUGGACCAGGAGAACCAAGAUCCGAGGACACCAGCACAGAAACCACCGCGCAGUACUCAACGUCAACGUCCACUCACUGACACGGCAGGCCUCAGAUCGAAAACCUUGCACCAGACUGAAAAAUCACCAAGCUUGAAGACCCUGCGGAACCCUCUGGAGGAACUCAAGCCUAGCUCUGGGGGAUCAAAUGUGGGGCUUGUGACCCAUCCCCAGACAGAGGCCAUAGGGGCUAUAGAGUUUGUGGCUGACCCUGCAGCCCUGGCCACCAUCUUGUCAGGUGAGGGAGUGAAGAGCUGUCCCCAGGGGUACCGGUCCAGUCUGGCUCAGAGAGUGCUAGUCCGUGAGAGAAAGGGAGGCACCACCCAGAGGGGCCAGAGUGCAAGGUCUUCUGCAUACCUGGCUCCCAGAAUCCCCACCCAUCAAGUGGGUCCUGCCAGGGCUUCCUGCUUCUCAAGACUGGAGGGCCCGGGACUCCGGGACCACACUUUGUCCCCACCCCGGUUAGAGGCUCUGAAUCCACCUCCAGGCUCCUCUCACUCCUCCACUCGACCCAGCUUACAGGAGCUAAGAAGAGAGACAUGUGGCGGCGGCAGGGACGGGGACUGUACUGACAGAAGGACCUCAGCAAGCCAAGCCUCAAGACUGCUCCUGAAGACCCCGGUUCAGCCUGCUUCCUUACCCCUCCGAGGCGAGCAGGAGGCUGUCCCUCACUCCGACGACGGAGGGGGAAGACAUCAUCUGGGUCUGGCUCAACGGAUACCAUUAAAAGAAAGUCUGACAAACACCAGGAGCACAUAUUCAUCCAUGAAACGCUUUGCCAUUCGACGGAAAGCCCAAUUCACACCCCUCCGAUCGCUACCUAAAGUUCAGCAGGCUCAGUGGCUGAGUGGCCUCUCCCCUCAUUCCUCCCCUGAAGAGCCUGCCCUGCCCUGGAGGCAGAUUGCUAUGAAGUUGUUUGACCAGGAGAGUCGCAUCACCUUGCAGAAGGAACCCAGGAAACCAUCGGUGGCAAGCACUUCCGGGCCUCGCCCCAAGAGAACCCCCAGCCACCAGGAGCUAAGGAUACAGCGCAUCAAUAUUUUGCAACAGCUCUUGCAGCAGGAGGUAGAGGGGCUGGCCAUGGGCGAUGGUGCCCCUCUGAAUGGAGGCUCUGCUUUCGAUAUGACUGAACUAAAGCUCCCGACGGCUGAAAUUUCUAGAACUCUGACAGCUUCAGAACACAAUUCUGGAGCUGCCCUUGUUGGACUGUCACAACACUCUGGUGCGACAGAGCCCCUCCUUUCGGAAGAGUGUGAGGAGCCACAGGCCUACCCUGAGGAGACUAAGGCGGCUCAGCCCUGUUCUACCACAGAACUAAAGCCCCCAGUGCCACACAGAGCUGAGCCAGAGCUGCCGGAGCCGUGCCUUCCAGCACUGUCCGGACCCCCUCUGCCUAGCUGUCGGGGACAGGCUGAGCCCCCCAUGGCCUGCCCUAGGACAGAGCCGGGAGCAUCGGCAGCCUGCGCUCUGGAAGCUGGAACCCCAGAGUCCAGCACGCAGCCCUGUUGCAAUCAGGGGCCUCCAGCAACAGCCAGCUUGACCUUCUCGUCCCAAAGCCCAGUCUGUGCCAGCCCCUCUAUUCACUCACUCUACCCAACAGGCUAUUCAGGCCCCAGCAGCUUGGCCCCUCGGACCCUGGCUCUGAGGCAGCGCCUCAGGGCGUGUCUCGACACCAUCCAUAGCUUCCAGGAGGCUCACCUGGAUGAUGAAUGCGCCUUCUACACCAGCCGAGCCCCACCUCCCGGGCCCACCCGGGUCUUCACCAACCCCGUGGUCACAACGCUUGAAUGGCAAGAUGCCCUGCGUUUCGUUCCAAUUGGCCCUGUGGUCCCACAGGACUCUCCAUCAUGACUCCGGUCUUUACUGGGCUUCUCCUCUGCUGCACUCACCUCUUCCUUUAGCCUUAUUUAUUGUUGGCCUGCCCAUUGGACUGGGAGCCAACGCCCCUUUAUCCUUUAAUAAAGUUUCUAUAAAUUGUGUUUGAA
This is a messenger RNA of Mus musculus (house mouse), 2266 nucleotides long. RefSeq names its product trophinin associated protein (gene Troap). The coding region runs from base 126 to 2132 and encodes 668 amino acids. The transcript has 14 exons. The record is from RefSeq and is marked validated. NCBI's taxonomy places the organism in Eukaryota, Metazoa, Chordata, Mammalia, Rodentia, Muridae. Gene Ontology annotation, cellular component: cytoplasm.